AAAAAAUCCAAACAUAUAUUCGUGUCAGCUAGCUAGGCUUCCGCAUAGAGCUAAGGAAAAGGAAGAGAAAAGACAAGACUCACCACCACCUUCUUCUUCGUCUUCGUCACUGCAACUAAUUUGAUUCAGCCAUGGCUAAUGCAGCGUCUGGAAUGGCAGUCCAUGAUGACUGCAAGCUCAAGUUUCUUGAACUCAAGGCGAAGAGGACAUACCGUUUCAUCGUGUACAAGAUCGAGGAGCAGCAGAAGCAAGUGGUAGUGGAGAAGCUCGGCGAACCUGGUCAAUCUCAUGAUGACUUUGCAGCAAGUCUUCCUGUUGAUGAAUGCCGAUACGCCAUCUUUGAUUUCGAUUUCGUCACUGCUGAGAAUUGCCAGAAGAGCAAGAUUUUCUUCGUCGCAUGGUCUCCGGACACAGCAAGAGUGAGAAGCAAGAUGAUCUAUGCGAGCUCUAAGGAUAGGUUCAAGAGAGAGCUAGACGGGAUCCAAGUUGAGCUUCAAGCAACCGAUCCAACUGAGAUGGAUCUCGACAUUUUCAAAAGCCGAGCCAAUUGAGGAACGGUUGUCUCAAACUUUGUUUCUUAUGUUACCAGAGUGAUGUGCUUUAUCCUAAAGUUUGCUGUGACGGCACCAGCCAAAACAGCUUCAUUUGAUCUGUCUUUGUCUUCGGUCUCUCUUCUUUUUUGGUUAUUAGUACAGUGUCUUGCUUAAAACUGGCUUGUGCUCUUUUAAAAUUGUGUAAGAAACCCAAACCGUUUAUCAACAGAUGAUCCUAUUGGAACAUUGUGUCUCAUCUACGUGUCAUGCCUAGUGAUCCAUGGAAUAAAACAAAUGAUAUUAUAUGAUAAGGUUGCCUAAGUAGACA
Eruca vesicaria subsp. sativa (arugula) is the source of this 861-nucleotide messenger RNA. The record is from the annotation of a GenBank genome assembly. NCBI's taxonomy places the organism in Eukaryota, Viridiplantae, Streptophyta, Magnoliopsida, Brassicales, Brassicaceae.